AUGGCGUGCGCGCCGCGGACAGAUGGGAAGCACGAUGCGACCAAGACGCACGUCGAGGCGGCGAUGUCGGAGACCGCGCGUCCUGCGAUGCGUGCAUUGUCGGACGUCGUGGACACUUGGGAACGCUUCGCAAAUGCAUUGUCGCCGACGCCGCCCUUCUCGCCUCGCCUUCGUCUCGCGGCGGUCGUACGGUCGCUGGUGGUUGCGAUGACGAUAGUAGCGUCGGCGCUCUUCGUGAAGGCGACUACUGUCGGCGUUGGGUUUGCCAUGUUCGGGCAGCCGAUCAUGACGCGUUCGGUGCACUGGAUAACAACACGUCACCCCAAUUGGAGGGAGGCCUUGGAGCUUAGGAAGUACGUGCAUGAUGCUGGCUUGUGAAUAACUGGGGACGCGAUACGCUGAUGCCAUCCUCCACCACCAUGCAUCGGCUCCAACGCACGACGAGCUCAGACGUCUGCUCCUCAAGCAGUCGACGCCAAUGCCAG
Messenger RNA from Laetiporus sulphureus 93-53, 485 nucleotides. RefSeq lists its product as uncharacterized. The transcript is spliced from 2 exons. The record is from RefSeq and is a predicted model, not a curated record. Bases 1 to 378 code for a protein of 125 amino acids. NCBI's taxonomy places the organism in Eukaryota, Fungi, Basidiomycota, Agaricomycetes, Polyporales, Laetiporaceae.